AUGAAGAUAAAGGAGAGAUUUCAAAGCAUAGUGAAUGGUGUUUCAGGGCGGUUAAAAGAUUUUGCAGAAAAGAUAUGGCUUCCGACAUGGCUGGUUAAAACUAGUGUAGCAAGAUCUUCUUCACUAGCGAUUCUCUUCUUGGUUUGUCUCUGUGUUGGAGCUUUUGUCUCUACCCGGUUCCUCGACUCUUGUACAACUACUCCAAUGACUGCUGCACCUAACUCUCAAAACUCCAUUUUCACCGGCAUAACAUCCAACCGACCCAGUCCUGAUAAAUUGCACCAGAGUAAAUCCCAACUCCAACUCAACUGCUGGCCUGCAAACAGUACCAGAAAAUGUCCAUCAAAUUACUACCCUUCAAAUCAUUCAGCCGAAAAGCAGAAUCAUCACAGUCCUCAGCAACAGCAACAACCCAUCUGUCCGGAAUAUUUCCGCUGGAUCCACCAAGAUUUAUGGCCCUGGAGAGAGACUGGAAUCACGGCGGAGAUGGUGGAGGCAGCCAAUAAAAUGAAGUCAGCCUUUUACAGAUUGGUGAUUGUGAAUGGUACAGCUUACUUGCAGACCCACAUGCGUUGUUUUCAAACUAGAGAUGUUUUCACCCAAUGGGGUAUUUUACAGUUGCUGAGAUUGUAUCCUGCCCAAAUCCCUGAUUUGGACUUGGUAUUCAACUGCGGCGAUCUGCCGGCAGUUCCUAAAGAAACUUACCCGAAACCUAAUGCCCAAGCUCCGCCGCCACUUUUUAGCUAUGACGGAAAUAAUGCCACCUCUGAUAUCAUUUUUCCGGAUUGGUCCUUCUGGGGAUGGCCUGAAAUCAAUAUAAAGCCAUGGGAGGCAUUGUCAAAGGAGCUGAAAGAAGGGAAUGAGCAGAGUAAAUGGAUUAACAGGGAACCGUAUGCAUAUUGGAAAGGCAAUCCUCAUGUUUCUCCAAACAGGAUGGAUUUGCUCAAGUGCGGGGUCUCAGAUAAGCAGGACUGGAAUGCUCGUAUUUACGUUCAGGACUGGUUUCGAGAAACUCGGCAAGGUUUCAGAACUUCAAAACUGGCAGAUCAAUGCAAGCACAGAUACAAAAUCUAUAUAGAAGGAAGAGGAUGGUCUGUAAGUGAGAAAUACAUACUUGCAUGUGAUUCACUUAGUUUAAUAGUGAAUACACGUUUUGACCAUUUCUUCACCCGAAGUUUGAUGCCAUUGCAACAUUAUUGGCCCAUAAGGGAUGACGAUAAGUGCAGAUCAAUUAAGUCUGCUGUUGAAUGGGGCAAUAGCCAUCCAAAAGAGGCACAGGCCAUUGGCAGAGCAGCUAGUAAAUUCAUCCAAGAGGAACUGCAUUUGAGUUACGUUUAUGAUUACAUGUUUCAUCUAUUAACAGAGUACGCUAAGCUUCUAACAUACAAGCCAGUUAUUCCUCCGAAAGCUGUAGAAUUGUGUUCAGAAUCUAUGGCGUGUCCAGCGCAGGGUUUGAUGAAGAAAUACAUGAUGGACAGCCUCGUUUCGAGUCCCUCUGAUGUACCUCCAUGUACAAUGCCUCCGCCUUAUGAUCCUUCAACUCUUCAUUCCAUUUUGGAGAGGAAAAGGGAUUCCUUAAAGCAAGUAGAAAUGUGGGAAAAAGAAUAUUGGGGCACUCACAAGUAA
Messenger RNA from Oldenlandia corymbosa var. corymbosa, 1626 nucleotides. NCBI's taxonomy places the organism in Eukaryota, Viridiplantae, Streptophyta, Magnoliopsida, Gentianales, Rubiaceae. The record is from the annotation of a GenBank genome assembly.